This is a messenger RNA of Cephus cinctus (wheat stem sawfly), 2948 nucleotides long. Its product is annotated as serine/threonine-protein kinase SIK3. Gene Ontology annotation, cellular component: cytoplasm. The coding region runs from base 143 to 2935 and encodes 930 amino acids. The record is from RefSeq and is a predicted model, not a curated record. Gene Ontology annotation, molecular function: protein serine/threonine kinase activity; ATP binding; tau-protein kinase activity. The transcript is spliced from 13 exons. Gene Ontology annotation, biological process: intracellular signal transduction; microtubule cytoskeleton organization; protein phosphorylation. Lineage: Eukaryota; Metazoa; Arthropoda; Insecta; Hymenoptera; Cephidae.
UACAACAUUGGGUCGAUCCGAAAUAAAAGGACUAUGGAAAGCUGUCGUUUGGUCUCGGCUGAAGUUCCCCCAUACGGUCUCAGUCUAUCUUUUAAGUCUAUGGGUGAUUGGCAACGGGUCGAGCGAGUCAAGUGAUUAAAAAAUGGCAUCCGCGAGGACGUCGCACGAUGAGGUUUCGCAACAAUUUUCCGUCAAUAAACUCAUCCGCGUCGGAUAUUACGAAUUGGAGAAGACCAUCGGUAAAGGAAACUUUGCCGUUGUCAAAAUGGCCACUCAUGUCGUGACGAAAUCCAAGGUGGCUAUCAAGAUAAUAGAUAAGACAAAAUUGAACGAGGAAAAUCUAGCCAAGAUCUUCCGCGAGGUGCACAUAAUGAAGAGGCUGCGACACCCGCACAUUAUCAGACUGUAUCAAGUUAUGGAAACGGAAAAAAUGAUAUAUUUGGUCACUGAGUAUGCGCCUGGUGGAGAAAUUUUUGACCAUCUGGUUCGAAAUGGUAGAAUGGCCGAGCCAGAGGCGAGGAGAGUUUUUCGACAAAUUGUUCAGGCUGUGCAUUAUCUCCACCAGCAGAGAGUGGUUCAUCGAGAUCUUAAGGCUGAGAAUCUGCUGCUCGAUGCAGACAAUAACAUAAAGCUUGCUGAUUUUGGAUUCAGUAAUGAAUACACACCAGGUAUUCCACUAAGUACCUGGUGUGGAUCGCCACCUUACGCUGCACCUGAAAUCUUUGAAGGCAAACAUUAUGAUGGCCCGAGAGCCGAUGUCUGGAGCCUUGGUGUAGUGUUAUAUGUGUUAGUUUGCGGCGCUCUGCCAUUCGACGGGCCUACAAUGCAGUUGCUGCGCUCUGUGGUGAUCUCAGGGAAGUUUAGGAUACCUUUCUUUAUGUCUGCAGAUUGUGAAAAACUAAUUAGGCAUAUGUUGGUAGUAGAGCCAGAACGUCGUUUAAGUAUCUUACAAAUUUUUGCCCAUCCAUGGAUGGGUGGAGAUGGAGUAUUAGAACCAGAGCCAGGGGGGUGCAGUCCAGAGACCUCGUCACAGCCACAGUUAAAUCAACUUGUGAUUGAGAACAUGCUCAGAUUGCCAGGACUUAGCGCAGAUACAUUGCUGCAAGCUGUGCAAGGGAAUGCAUUUGAUCAUGUUUCAGCGAUAUACAAUUUACUAGCAGAUCGGCUAGAACCUAGCAUGAAUAGCUUACCUAGCAUUCAAACUAUACCGGGUGAUUACAUGCCAGACGGUGCACAUCAGCUCGAGAAGUUUGGCGAGGCCGAAGCAGAGACGGAGGAACGAAGCGGUCUUCAAUUACCGCCAGGAACUCCUUAUCACGCAACAAGAAGACACACAGUGGGCCCAGGAGAUACUGCACACCAAUCCCAGUCGCCAUAUCCGUACACUUGCACUUAUUCAUCUGGAUAUCCGGCGAUACCUCUUCUUCCCACUCUGCAAUGUAAUGUUGAUCAUCAAGUGCUACCCCAUACGAAUCUUGCGUUAAAUCUUCCCCUGGUACAACACCAGCCGCCACAGAAUUUUCAAAUUAAGGAUCAGCACUUGUUAAAACCACCUACUGUUAUGGGGGCAACCAGUAGUUUCGGAAGGCGGGCUUCGGAUGGUGGUGCAAAUCUUCAUGUAUUCUACCAACAACAACACAGUGGUACUGGAAAUGGAGAGGACGGUGGAUGGAGUCAACCUGGUAGCAGAGAGCAUUUACAACCUUUACAGACCGGUAGUCCAACAAUGGGACAAUGUUCUCAGUCACUUAAUGUUGGGGUUGGCGUUGGUGGUAGCAGCGGUGAAGGAAACAGUGGCAACAGUGCAAAUAGUACUAGCGGAACCGAUAGAAGAAGACGUAGUGGUUUGACUGCAGUAAUGCAACGACCAGUUAUAAAUCCGGAACUGGUCAUGGAAGUGGAAGCUAGAAUGAAUAGAGCGUAUCUCCCGUCGAGACUGCUGCCAUCCCACCUUAGAGGACCUACAAUCCCUCAUCACCGGAAAACGUCCCUCUACCCUGCUGGAGCUGCAGGCACUAGGGAUUCAUAUAAAGAGCCAAGCAUCCAUGUAGCCACAGAACGAUAUUCCCCGGUUCGUCGUGCUUCAGAAGGUUCCGGUCCUCCAGGACCUGGUAUCCAGGCACUCCAACAGGAAUAUCAACAACUCCAGAGAUUAGCGUCGCCCUCUCACAGUCCUGCUAGUAUUCCUGGAUCACCAGUUCAUGAGAGAGGAGUGGCUGCUAUUACGCAAGGUCUUAGUGGAUUAAGCACAGCGCCUGUGCAGGGUAGUAUUGUACACGGUACACCUGCACAACCACCUGCGGCACCUUUGGAUUUAAGUCCAUUGAGACAUCACAGAUCACCAGCCACAACACCAGUUAGUUAUUCACCUAGUAAUAGUCCGGCGUUGGAUAUGAUACAGGAAGAACAUCCUGUAGACGUAUCCAGGGUACCACCACAAAUCUCAGUAACAGAUGUACUUGGUGGGCAGGUAACGCUGAUCGGUUGUUCACCUUCUCCGUCUCCUUCGCCAGACUCUCUGGAGGAUGCGCUCCCACAUUAUAGUCCACUUCCAAGCUUCAUUAUAUCGGAGCCUUGUGACCCGUCGAGACCAAGUAUCACUCGGGGCAUAGGGAGACCACUCAGCACGCCUAUACCAACAGAGGUAGAGGUGACUUUGUCCGAUGAGUCGAGUAGAUUGAACUCAGAGGCAAUAUUGGGCCGGGUGAAACAAAUAAUUGACGCAAGGGCGCCGCCAAAAGGUUUCAUCUUCUCGAGGGAGGAAGUUGAAGGAGGUGGACUGAGUUUAGAGUAUCCAGGUGGAGUACAGAUAGAACUGAGGGUGUGCGAGUCGGAGGAGAGAGAAGUCAAGGGCAUUAAGAUGCGACGAAUCAGCGGGGACCAAUUGCAGUACAGCCAACUUUGUCAACAGUUGAUUUCGUGCAUCACCGUUUGACGAAAGCCAGCAC